Messenger RNA from Oryzias latipes (Japanese medaka), 3398 nucleotides. It is a transcript of the gene micall2a, whose product is annotated as mical-like 2a. The record is from RefSeq and is a predicted model, not a curated record. Lineage: Eukaryota; Metazoa; Chordata; Actinopteri; Beloniformes; Adrianichthyidae. Gene Ontology annotation, molecular function: protein binding.
AGGUGACGAACCAGCGCUCGCUGUUAAUUAGUGUAACGAGCCUGGAGCCCGCAGGUAACUGGAGGAAACCGGACGCAGCUGCGCCGCCGCAGCGCAGUUCACGGACUCGACCCCGGCCGCGCGCGCUCGCGCAGACUCCCUCCUUUGUCCAUCUCCGCUUUGCUCGGACUCCUGCGCCGCGCAGACGCUCCCCGCCUGUUGCUCGGCUGCUGUGGAGCAUGGCUGCCAUCAAAGCUCUGGAGUUGUGGUGUAAACUGCAGUGUGAGGGCUACAGAGAUGUGGCCAUCACCAACAUGACGACCUCCUUCAGGAACGGACUGGCUUUCUGCGCGCUCAUCCACAAGUACAGACCCGACCUGAUAGACUAUGACUCACUGAACAAGGAGGAUGUGUUCGAGAACAACAGGCUGGCAUUUCAGAUUGCAGAAGAGAAGCUAGGCAUCCCAGCUUUGUUGGAUGCAGAAGACAUGGUAGCUUUAAGGAUUCCAGACAGGCUGAGCAUUCUGACCUACGUCUCUCAGUACUACAACUACUUCAAAGGAUGCACUGCAGUUGGAGGGGUAAAAAGGCCAGCAGAGGGCUCCAAAGAGGAGCCGUCGGAGAAGAAAAAUCUGCCAGUUCUUUCCAAAACUUUUGUAUCAAAAAAUGACUCUGAGAACUGUUCAGCUUUUUCUCUGCCGGAUCAGACGUCAUCCAAGGUGGGCAGGGCUGCUGCUCAGAAGGUAGCUUUUGCUAGCAGCCAGAACAAAAAUGGGACUCUAACCAACAAAUGUGUGGAAUGUAAGAGUCAUGUUCACCUGGUUCAAAGGCACUUUGUGGAAGGCAAGCUUUAUCACAGGAGCUGCUUCAAGUGCAGUGAGUGUGGCAGUGUGCUCCAUGUAGGAGGCUACCAACCCGGGAAGAAUCCAGACACGUUUGUCUGCAAUGCCCACAAAGACGGCUCAAAAACAUCCUCGUCUGAAGAUGGGGGUAAAAUUGAGAUUGCCAGUUCAGUCCAGCUGAAGCCAAGCGCACCCUCUGUGCUGACAGCCCCACUUCCCGCCGUGGCAAAACCCUUCAGUGCCGCUCCGCCCCCUUCAUCCUGGACGGCCUCGGCCCAGAAGACGCAGGCGGCCCGUCAGAGGUUUUUCCAGACUUCACCUCAGCCAGAAACUUCAACAGAUGUGAGGAAAUCUGUCGAGUCGUCGGGCAAACCAAAGACCCAGCAGAAUGCGGAAAAGUGCGAAGCGAGGAUAACUGGAAGCAAACUCGCAGAGGAAAACCGCAACAAUAACAACAAACGGCCAUUCACCGUCCGAUCUGCAGAGACACGGUUUGGUGAAGACCCAAAUUUUGCUGACAUAUAUAGUCAGAGAAGGGAUAAAUGUGGCCCCCGUUUAGCAGGAAACGGAACAGGAGGGCUUUCUAUUAACAGGAAAGAGAAGGAACCUCCAGUUCUGAAGGUCAUCAACCGAGACGACUUCAGGCCAACAGCUGUACACAAAUCCACUAAAGAUCUACUCAGCCAUGAGAGACAAACUCCGAGGCUCAAAACUGAAGAACAAUUAAGAGACUCUCUGCCUGAAGCUGUUGCUGAGCAGCAUGCACAUGAAUUCAUGUCCACGGCGCCCUGCGACGUCUCCAUUAGUGCAACAAGGCCUCCCCCAGCUCAAACACCUGCUGUACCUGCAGUGUGCUUUGCACUGUUUGAACCUGGAGGCCUCAGGGAUGCCAGUCCCCAGAAACCGCCACCCUCUGAGAGUCUUGACUUGAAAAAUGGAAGCCACUUGGCUGUAAAACCCUCACUCAGAUCUCCUGCAGUGCAAUCUAUUAGUUCUUUGGCGACCGCUCCAUCCAAUUCUGGAAAUCCGUCAGCUGCUAAAAAGGGAAAGUAUUUGUCACCCACCAACGCCUUCAGGACUGAAAUGAGGUCACCCUCUGUGAAGUCUUAUCAUAUCCCAGUGGAGCAGAUUGAGAAGCAGCUGAUGGAAAUUGAGACAAAUUUGGCUCAUUUGGAGAAGGAAGGUGUUGAGUUGGAGAAGAAGCUGCGCAGGUGUGAAGAAGAGGGAGAGGGGGACAUACUGAUGGACCCCCUGAUGGUUGACUGGUUUAACCUCAUUCGAAGAAAGCAGAUGUACAUCAGGAAGGAAUCAGAGCUUGUAUAUAUAGCCAGGACUCAGGAACUGGAGGAGCAGCAGCCGAAUGUGGAGGAAGAACUGCGCAUGCUGCUGGAGAAACCUGAUCAUUUGAAGUCCAGGGACGAGAAACGGAGGGAGAAGACACUGAUGCAGCGACUGAUGGAGAUCAUUGAUGACAGAAAUGCGAUUGUGGAGGGUCUUGAUGAGGACAGACUGAGGGAAGUGGAAGAAGAUCAACAGUUGAAUAAGAUGAUGCAAAAUCUUGGAGUGAAGAAAACCAAAAAUAAGAGGAAGUCCUUCUCCAAACUGUUCAGGCGAAGAAGUAAAAGAAGAGUUGAAUAAAGUCUUUUUUUUGUUUCUAUUUCAAACGUUUUUUUACACUUCAUUGUUAUAUAAAUGGUUUCUUAAAAAGGCAACAGUUCCCCAUGAUUAAAUGCAGUUUUAAGGAUUUACGACUUUUUUAGCUGAAAUCUCUUAUUUCACAAUGUUGCACAAAAUUGUUUAAAUAGUAAAGCGCACGAUAAUUGUCACAUUAAAUGUUGGUGCUAAAUGCUCUGACCCAACUUGGAGGUUUUUCUGAUUUGUAAAGGUGCAUUUUAUGACCCAAUUGGCACAAAAGUUCACCACUUCAAAAAAGAAAUGUAAGUUUUAUCAGAAAGAUGAACGUAUUUUCAUUACUAAUGCAAUUCAUUAAAAAGAAUUUGAGCAAUUAAGAUUUUAAUUUUCAAUAUUUAUUUAGUGUUUUGUUUAAUAAAUGUAACACUUAGGCUUUUCCACCUAAAGCGUGAACUCUCAUCUUGAGGUGCUACUCUUCUCAGUUUGGCCUGUAGGGGGCAGCGUGGGUAUGUGCUUCUCCAUUCAAAAACUUGAAAAUCCAAUUUGCCACAGUACAGACAGUUAAUUUCUUUGCUAAUUUCAUAAAUGCUGCCAAAAUGUUCAGCUGUGCUGAUGCAAUAAUGUUAUGUGAAAGAGGAUUAAGUUGAGCAGUAGCUUUAACUGGGGAAGGCUUAUAAACUAUAGGUCCUAUUGAGUUUUUUUAUCUGCAAACCUGGUUUAAUUAAACGUUAGUUUUUUUUAAUUAAUAUCUGCAUCAGAAUGACUGCAUACCUGAGCUAUUAAAACGUCCCUGUGACAUGUGGAGUCGCUCAUGUGUGAAAAUGGAAAUUUUUGUGGUGUUUGUGAGGGAAUGCAACCGUAUUCGUUCAUCCUAUGUACGUAACCUGUUUAUAAUCAUUUUAAAAGUUGAAAUCUGUUUUUCUAAUAAAUCCUUCAAAGACUGUA